CUAUGUAAACAACAUGGAUUCCGAGGAGCAUCUGGAACAUAGAUAAAAUUUUAUUUAUCCUCUUAGACACUCAAUUUUUUAAUCAUGUAGUACAUUAAAACAAAUUCUAUCGUUAAAAUGGGUUCAAGAAUUCGCAGUCGUGGCCAUACAGGUCGAGAACGUACGCAUUUCGACAUCCAAGUUCGACUUUUUACAGACGAUAAAUUUCCUCUGAAACAUAUUGCUGGGGAUAUGAAAAUUUCUGAACUAAAACGAUAUAUGGAAUUUGCUGCAGGAAUUCCCGUGCACAUGCAAAAAAUUAGUUAUCUUGAUGCAGGUGAGUUAUUGGAAAAUUCAACAAUUCGGAGCAAUGAUAUUGUGCCAGGUGCCACAUUAAAUCUUGGUGUUUGGCCAAUGUGGCGAGACCUCAUAGAAGCUGUCUCUCUUAACGACAUUGACUGGGUUUUCAGUCUUGGUGUAACAAAUCCCACAUCUUAUAAAACGCCACAUAGUGAUUAUAUGACAAAGAAAGCCAGAAAAGCAUGGUUAGAGGAAAGGGCAUUUCUAGCUCUCUAUAUAGCUGCUCACCGUGGCCAUGAAAAAUUAGUCAAACGACUGAUAGAAGCAGGAACAGACUUAAAUGCCUGCACUCCAUGUGGUCGAACAGCCCUGCAUGUAGCAGCUUCUCAGGGACGUGGCAAUAUUGUGGAUAUUCUUUUAGAGAAAGGUGCUGACAUUGAUGCAGAAGAUGAGGAUGGUGCCACAGCAUUGUCCAUAGCAGCUAAGUUUAAUCACAAGAGUUGUGAGAGACAUUUAUUCCUUUUCCGCUGGCAAGAAAGAGCAAAGAGGACCAAGCCAAGUGAGGAACCAGAUCGCAUGGCUCAUCAGUUUUUUGACUCGGCAUUCCCAGUGUGGAUGAAGGGUGAAAGGUGCCAGCUUUAUAUGACUAACAUUCUGCCCCCAGGAGAGUUUGAGGGAACUAGGUUAGGGUCUCCAAAAAAGAAAGUCCGAAAUCGUUGCUUUACUGAGGAGGAGUUAAAAUCAUUAGAGCGACCAAGAACAGAGGAGAGUUUUGAAAUAGAUGCUGAUGCUUUUGAUGAAGAUGGUAACUACAAGCUUCCAGUAAUAAGAGAGGAGAGACAAAAAACUAAAUCAAGUAUGAAGUCAAGUGUUUCUUAUGAUGAGUGGUUAAAAAAGAAGAAGGCAGUAGAACAGCGAGCCAUUGAUAUCAAGAAAGCAGCAGAGGAGAAGAUUCGCCAGGAGGAAGAAGAACGUGAUCCCGAGCUGAGAAGAAAACGCUUGGAGGCUGAAAAAUCGCAGUCAUAUGAGACGUGGCUAGCUCAAAGAGAAGUAGAGAAAAAGAAAGUAGAAUUUCAGCGUCAAAAGGACGACAUGCCUAUCGCUGAACGAGGCCCGGGGGCCCUGAGGGCCUACCUCCGGUCCCUGGGGAAAACUCGUGCGGGCGAUACGUACGAGGAUUGGCUGGACCAAAAAGAGACGGAGCUGAAUUUGUACGGUGAGAGAGUCAAAUCAUCCAAACCAUUAGCCGUCUAAUAUUAUGGAGGAAAUCAAGAACAAAGCUCGGUGUUGGACAAUUGUUAUAGAGCUUAUACAUGUAUUUCUGACUUUAAAGUGGACUAGUAUGUGUACUUUUAUCAACAAACUAUAUGAACAUCUGAAGUAGUAUUUGAAAAUCAUGAGAAAAACUAUCUCUGCAAUAUUGAGGAGUAUAAAUAAUUUUAAUUUAUUUAUCUGUGUACAAAG
Molecule: messenger RNA, 1743 nt
Organism: Saccostrea echinata
Lineage: Eukaryota; Metazoa; Mollusca; Bivalvia; Ostreida; Ostreidae
Product: ankyrin repeat domain-containing protein 60-like
Exons: 9
Coding region: 118-1533 (471 amino acids)
Molecular function (GO): protein binding
Source: RefSeq, a predicted model, not a curated record